CGAUUCGACGAGACCUAGUAGACUCUAAAAACGGGCUUGAAUGAGGCCCAUUAGAUAAAAAUGGGCUAGUUAUAGGGUAGGCCCACAAAUACUAGACUUCGUAUUUAUUCGUCGCCACUGAAAAGGUGUUAAGGUUUUCGCUGCGCUAUUCUAGAAGGGUUUGUUGGAAGAAGAUAAGAAGAAGAUGCCUGGCCCUGUUGUUGAAGAAGUUAAGAUUGAGGAAGCCAUCAAAGAGCAAAUGAAGCUCGAGAAGGAAGAUGAUGUUGUCGUUGAGGAUGUGAAAGACGGCGACGAAGACGUCGAUGACGAUGACAAUGACGAUGACAACGUCGAUGGAGCUGGUGACAAUGAGAGCUCUAAACAAAGCAGAAGCGAGAAGAAAAGCCGCAAAGCUAUGCUGAAACUUGGAAUGAAACCUGUCACUGAUGUUAGCAGAGUGACUAUCAAGAGAUCAAAGAAUGUUUUGUUUGUCAUCUCGAAGCCGGAUGUGUUCAAGAGUCCCAACUCUGAGACCUAUGUCAUCUUCGGUGAGGCCAAGAUUGAUGACAUGAGCUCUCAGCUACAAGCUCAAGCUGCUCAGAGGUUCAAGAUGCCGGACGUUGCUUCUAUGAUCCCCAACUCUGAUGCUUCUGAAGCAGCCGCGGUUGCACAAGAGGAGGACGAAGAUGAUGACGUUGAUGAGACUGGUGUUGAAGCCAAGGAUGUUGAGCUCGUGAUGACUCAGGCUGGUGUUUCGAAGGCCAAAGCCACUAAGGCUCUUAAAGCCAAUGAUGGAGAUAUUGUUUCCGCCAUCAUGGAACUCACUACUUAGGUUGUGUCGUAGAGACUCGCAGCUGUCCUCUUUUCAUAAAUUAAGCGUCUCAUUUCUCGAACAUUGUUUGUGUUUCGCCACUUUAAAGGCUAUUUUCUCUUCUAUAAACCAUAAACAAACUUGAUUCCAAAUCUAUAGCAUGAGACAUUCAUUUCUAA
This is a messenger RNA of Brassica rapa (field mustard), 969 nucleotides long. RefSeq names its product nascent polypeptide-associated complex subunit alpha-like protein 4. Gene Ontology annotation, cellular component: nascent polypeptide-associated complex. Lineage: Eukaryota; Viridiplantae; Streptophyta; Magnoliopsida; Brassicales; Brassicaceae. The record is from RefSeq and is a predicted model, not a curated record.